Messenger RNA from Theobroma cacao (cacao), 977 nucleotides. RefSeq lists its product as uncharacterized. Lineage: Eukaryota; Viridiplantae; Streptophyta; Magnoliopsida; Malvales; Malvaceae. Gene Ontology annotation, cellular component: histone acetyltransferase complex. The record is from RefSeq and is a predicted model, not a curated record.
ACUGACAACUGAUGUAGACAAUUCGGACCUUUUGAAAACGGGCAAUUUCAACGUUUAAAUCUCGGAAAGGGGAUCCGACAAAAGGUUUCAUAAUCAAGAUUUGGGGGAAUUCCCUCCUUCAGCUUUUAUGGUUCUAAUAAUCUCCAAGUUUUUCGCGCGAAAGCAUGGAUCACGAUGGUCAAAGAGGAUCAUCAACCCCUUCAGUGGUGCUGCCUUCUCUGCUUAGUAAAAGAGCCAAGCUUCAAGAAGAGCUUCGAAACAUCGAAAGACAAGUGUAUGAUAUGGAGACAAGUUAUUUACAGGAUCCAAGCCAAUGUGGCAACGUUUUGAAAGGUUUUGAGGGGUUCCUCUCUUCAUCUAAGAACACUGCACUCUUGAAGCGGUCCAGGAAGUUCCAGCCUGAAGAUAGGCUAUUCUCAUUAUCUUCGGUCACUUCACCUGCAGCUGAAGAGAUUGCAGCUGGUCGAGAUGCAGAUGGGAAAUCAGAUUAUGGUCCUGGUCGGCCCAAGGGUGGAGGUUAUUUUGCUAAUGGACAAGGAAAACCAAAGAAGGGAAGAGCUAGAGAGGCGAAGAGAAUGAGACAUUCUAGUGAACCAGAUUUUGACUAUGAUGAUGAUCCUGAUGUGACAUUGUGAAGCCACUUGUAUCUAAUGAAAUAGUUCUUGGCCUUCCUACGAGCUUUACUGUCUGCUCUUAGAUUGUUUUUGUCUCAAAACAACUGGUGAUGGAAGAGGUUAUAUACAGGAUUUUGUACUGUACCAAACAAAAAAUGGUUUAUCAUAUCUCAUAUAUGCUAAAACUGAAUCAGGAGUACCUAUGGUCAAAAUGUUCAAUGGCAGUGUACAUGAACCUUUACAGUUGAAGCUUCUGGGCAAGUUCAGGCAACAAGUUUUCUCUUUUUGAUAUUAAUCAGCAUAUUUAGCAAAGAUUCUAGUAUUUUCUUUGGAUUUAUACAUCAUUUUUUACCUUUUUUUUUU